Molecule: messenger RNA, 4542 nt
Organism: Callithrix jacchus (white-tufted-ear marmoset)
Lineage: Eukaryota; Metazoa; Chordata; Mammalia; Primates; Cebidae
Gene: BOK
Product: BCL2 family apoptosis regulator BOK
Biological process (GO): intrinsic apoptotic signaling pathway in response to DNA damage; release of cytochrome c from mitochondria; extrinsic apoptotic signaling pathway in absence of ligand
Cellular component (GO): mitochondrial outer membrane
Molecular function (GO): BH domain binding
Source: RefSeq, a predicted model, not a curated record
CUCGGGCGUGGACGGGGCGGGCGCCGGGUGGGGCGCGCGUCCUCGCGGGUCUGAAUGGAAGGGUCGAGGUCGGCGGCGGCGGCGAGCGGCUCCUGAAGCCAGAACUCCACCCCGGCGCCCGCGCCAUGCGGCGGGAGAGGUGCGGCGCCCCCCGCCCGCGUCGCCGCCAUGGAGGUGCUGCGGCGCUCCUCCGUCUUCGCCGCCGAGAUCAUGGACGCCUUUGACCGCUCGCCCACCGACAAGGAGCUGGUGGCCCAGGCCAAGGCGCUCGGCAGGGAGUACGUGCACGCGCGGCUACUGCGCGCCGGCCUCUCCUGGAGCGCGCCCGAGCGCGCCGCGCCGUUCCCGGGGCGCCUGGCCGAGGUGUGCGCGGUGCUGCUGCGCCUGGGGGAUGAGCUGGAGAUGAUCCGACCCAGCGUUUACCGCAACGUGGCGCGCCAGCUGCACAUCUCCCUACAGUCCGAGCCUGUGGUGACCGAUGCAUUCUUGGCCGUGGCCGGCCACAUCUUCUCUGCAGGCAUCACAUGGGGCAAGGUGGUGUCCUUGUAUGCGGUGGCCGCAGGGCUGGCCGUGGACUGCGUGAGGCAGGCCCAGCCUGCCAUGGUCCACGCCCUUGUUGACUGCCUGGGAGAGUUUGUGCGCAAGACCCUGGCCACCUGGCUGCGGAGGCGCGGUGGAUGGACUGAUGUCCUCAAGUGUGUGGUCAACACGGACCCUGGCCUCCGCUCCCACUGGCUGCUCGCCGCACUCUGCAGCUUUGGCCGCUUCCUGAAGGCUGCCUUCUUCGUGCUCCUGCCAGAGAGAUGAGCUGCCCACCUGGGAGCUCAUCUGGGCCUGCAGCCUGGCCCUCUGGGCCUGACACAGGAGGCCCUCAGCACCGAACACAUCUCCCUCCUCCCCACCUGAGCCUGGAGCACUCUAAUCCUUGGAGACCCUCCGCAAGCCCUGUUCCUUCGCAGACCCAAGCCCUCUGGAAGGGGUGAGCAGGGAGGGGCUUCCCUGAGCCUGGGAGCUGGGCUUUGGGCCACCCUGCCACCCUCCCUGCUGGUGCCCCUUUUCCUGGGACCUCUGUCUUCCUUUUUCUUUCUGGGUCCAGGAAGGUCAGGGUCAACGCCCAGGCCCCCGAUGAAGGGGCUGGGAACACCCUGCUCUCACCUGAUGCGCGGGAUCCCAUCCCAAGAAGAGGGGCUGUCUCAGGACAUGAGUCCUCAGGGGCCCCACACAUUCAGUCUGAAGGUGACUGUGGCCUGGACAAAGCUGGAAGAGCCGUGGGGACUCAGAGCGUAAGGCUCGUAUGCUGGUUGCUUAAUCCGAUUCUCGAGGAAGCGUAUGUCCCCGACCUGUGACAGGGUCCUUGUGUGGUGGGGACCGGGGCCAGCAGGCUCCAGGCCAGCACACCUGACCACUGGAUGUGGAACCUAUGGCCGAGAAGGAACAUUGCAUGAGUCUGCUCCCAGUCCAGGUUCACGUCAGUCAAGGGUGAGGGUGACCCCCCCUGCUGUUUUUGUGCCCAUCCUUUUACAGUCAUUUGGGGAUGUGCCUGUUAUAUCUGGGACCCUAGCCCCAGGGUGCACUUGAAGCCCAAGCCGCCCACAGGCAGCCUCCCUUGAUGCCUACAUUUCUGGGCACCUGUGAGGCAUCUUUCUGGGAGUCCUGAGCCAGCCCAUCCUGCUCCAGAGAAGCACAGCGCUCAGGAGAUAGCACAGGCUGGACGUGAGGCCGUCCUUCGGGGAGGCCUGGCCUAGCAGCCUGCCCUCCACACACUGCCCACCUGAGCCCUCCAUGCCAGGCUUCCUGCUGGGGUGGGCCACGUGCCAGGACAAGAGGCCCCUGCAGAAAGCCAGCCCUGGACUCCUGGCAUUCAGGCCCCACCGGAGGGCACGGGGUGGUGAUGCACUUCUCCAAACAGUUGUCUCAUUUCAGACAAAGUCACUCUGCCUAAAAUAGUCAAAGGUAUGGAGGGUUUGCUUGAAAAUAAUGGGGGCUGGGGGAGUGGCGAGAGGGUGGGGAUGGGAGGCUUCUUGGAAUUGGUUCUUUAUCCCGAUUAGACUUAAAGGCACUAAUGCCGAUUUCAGGUAGUAAAACACCAGUAGUCCAUGGUGUGACGUGGUAAUAGAGAUAUGCAGAGUGUCACCCUGGAUGCUCCUUAUUACUUACAGAAGACAGGGUUCUGGGUGGCUUUACAACACAGGUCAAACUAGAGUACAAUGGGGCCAGGUAUAGUAUCUCACACCUGUAAUCCCAGCACUUUGGGAGGCAGGAUGGUGGCUUGAAGCCAGGAGUUCGAGACCAGCCUGGGCAAUAUAACAAGAUCCCAUCUCUACAAAAAUAAAAUUAGUCAAGCAUGAUGGAUUGCACCUGUGGCCCCAGCUACUCUGGAGGCUGAGGUGGGAGGAUUGCUUGAAUCUGAGAAGUUGAGGCUGCACUUAGCUGUGAUUGUGCCACUGUACUCCAGCCUGGGUACCUGAGACCCUGUCUCAAAAAAAAAAAAAAAGGCUGGGUGUGGUGGCUCCUGACUGUAAUCCCAGCACUUGAGGAAGCUGGGGCUCUCUUCCUCCCCCACCUGCAGCCCUCCCCCCUCCUCCCCCUGCAGCCUUUACCCCCUCCUCCUCCUCCCUGCAGCCCUCCCCCUCCUCCUCCCCCUGCAGCCUUUACCCCCUCCUCCUCCCCCUGCAGCCUUUACCCCCUCCUCCUCCUCUUCUGCUCUCCCUCAUCACCCCUCAGGACCCAGCCCUAAUGCCAGCAUCCCAAGCCUUCCUCGACCCUCAGCAAGGAGGCUCCGGACUGGCUGCGUGGGCCGUGCCCAGGAACUCUGGUUCAGGUCUGCUGCAGGCUUGCUGGCCUCUCCAGCAGUGGCUCUUUGGUGCUGUGGUGCUGUGGCCAGGGAGCCAUGUAGGAAGGCCCACCGCUGUGACCUGUGUCCCUCAGCUUUGUGUACCUGCUUCUCCAGGAUGGGGCCUCUUGAGGGCUGGCCUGAUGGACCACCCUGUUUUCCCUGAGACCCUGCAUAGACCUUGCUGUGGACACUGGACACGGGUGGCUGAACCUGAUAGAACAAAACAUGAAGUGUGAGAUGUUUCUAAAAUCUCCACAUGAGUCGCCCAUAACCCCUGUAAUGGAGGCUAUCUUCUGAUAUUGUGUGCCACACCAGAGCUCCCCUACCCUUGGGAACAAGUGUCAGGGUGCCCUGUGACCCGGCGCUCCUCAGUCCCCCCAUCCAUCCAGGAACAUUUGCCAGAGUGCCCUGUGGCCUGGCGCUCCUGUCCCCCAUCUGUCCAGCUCAUUUUCAUUCCUUUCACUUUGGCCUCCUGUGUCCAUCUCACUCACUGCAGGGCUGGGGUCCCAGGCAGGCCCCACCGUCCUGCUUUCUGAUACAGGGACAUUCCUCCCUUUUUAGGGCCUUGCUCGGUCGUCCAGACGCAGUGGCACGGUCUUGGCUCACUGCAACCUUUGCCUCCCAGUUCAAGUGAUUCUUGUGCCUCAGCCUCCUGAGUAGCUGGGAUUACAGGUGCCUGCCACCACAUCCAGCUAGUUUUUGCGUUUUUUAUACAGAUGGGGUUUCAUCAUGUUGGCCAGGCUGGUCUCAAAACUCACCACAAGGGACCCACCCACCUUGGCUUCCCAAAGUGCUGGGACUGCAGGCGUGAGCCACCAGGCCCUGCUGACAUUCUCCUGUUCAAGCACGUCUGACCCAGCUCAGGCCACAGGGCACAUUAGCCUUCUGACAAAGCUUGAGGACGAGGCCUGUCACAUGCCCCAUCCUCUCCUUGCCCUUCCCGGGCCCCUCCCCCGAGUGCCUCCUUUGAAGCCCUGCCUUCCCCUAUCAUGCCCCAUAAUGCAGCCUCAAGAAACACGAAGAGGGGACCCUUGGGGUGGUCUGGUGAUGCCUGCCUGGUAGACAGCAGAUGGGAGAGAAGGAAAGAAGGCAGGAGGAGGGACAGAGGAAGGGGGAAAGCGAAGCCAGCUCAAGGUGCCCCUCUUGCCCAGGCUUCUGUCAGAUGCUUCCUGGAUCAAAUACUUUGUUACAUUUCCAGCACAAGACAGUGCUGUUACAAACACUAAGAGAAUGAAACAGCAGGAUUUAAAGCAGCACUUUCAGUUAAAAGACAGAAUGGAAGAGAUGACCCAUUUUUAACAGCAACAAGAUAAAAAUCCCUCCACAUAAAAGAAAUAUGAAACCCUAAAUGAGAAGAACUUCAAAUAUACCAUAAAGACACCGAAGUAGGCUUCAAUACCAGAGUUUGAACUAUGCAUCCCCCAAAAGUUCAUGUGUUGGAAACGUGGACUCCAGUGCAGCAGUGUUGGGAUGAGAUUCUGAGAAGGUGGCUGGGUCAUGAGACACUAGUCCAUUCACGGACUAGUGGGUUAUCAGGGAGUGGAGCGGUUAUCACCAGGGGUCUCCCAUGAGCCCCUCACAUGGCGACCGGCACCACCUCGACACUGUGGAGUCCCCGCCAGCAACACGGCCCUCACCAGAGGCAAUGCCCUACCUUGGACUCCCUGCCUCCAGAAUUGCAAUAAAUAAAAUUCUUUUCUUUAUAA